Messenger RNA from Scheffersomyces stipitis CBS 6054, 2591 nucleotides. RefSeq lists its product as uncharacterized. The transcript has a single exon. Gene Ontology annotation, cellular component: membrane coat. Gene Ontology annotation, biological process: intracellular protein transport; vesicle-mediated transport. Bases 1 to 2454 code for a protein of 817 amino acids. The record is from RefSeq and is a predicted model, not a curated record. NCBI's taxonomy places the organism in Eukaryota, Fungi, Ascomycota, Pichiomycetes, Serinales, Debaryomycetaceae.
AUGACGGACUCAUUCGCAAAGUUCUCGUCAAUGCUAGAGUCCGCUAAGGAUCUCACCAUCGAAGCCGCGGUGUCGGCUCUGUCCCGGCUUACCGAUACGCCUUCUGGUCUGAGACAGGUGGAAAUUCCAAAGUUGUUGAACUCACGUCUGGACCGCGAUAUCUUGACGGGAAUGAAAUGCGUGAUAGCAGCAACAGCUAGAGGUGAAGAUGGGUUACCCUACUUUGCUGAUGUGGUGAAAAACGUGACAACAUCCAACGAAAGCAUUCGAAACUUGGUACUUAUCUAUUUGACAAGAUAUGCUGAAGUAGAGCCAGACACAGCAUUAUUGCUGAUAAAUUCGAUCCAAAAGUCAUUGAACGAAAAAAAUGCCAUAUCUCGUGCCAAGGCGAUCAGAGCGUUAGCAGGGAUCAGAAUCUCGUCCAUUUUGCCAAUUGUAUUACUUUGUAUCAAACGUACCCUAACGGACCCUUCACCACUUGUCAGAAGUGCCACAGCCAUUGCUAUCGGCAAGGCCUUUGACAUCGAUGAUUUGGAAAGCAGUUCUAAGAAGCAGAUGGUGGAAUAUCUCACCAAGUUGUUGAGCGAUAGCGACUCUUCAGUAGUUUCUACAGCCAUCAAGACGUUCUAUAAGCUCUUGCCUCAGUUCUCUACCUCUUCUAAAAUCUGGGAUCCAAUCCAUGGCAACUUCCGUCGUUUCUGCUCCAUAAUCAAUGAAUUUGACGAAUGGAGUCAGGGCUUUUUGAUCGAUAUUCUAACAGAGUACUCGCGCCGUUUUCUUCCCAGACCAAAGCUUUAUCUGGUUGAUGAAUCCAAUCAAGUCAUAGAUUUACCAGAGGAUUACAGUCAGAUUCCGUUCUCUGCUUACGAAGUAUCGUUUGACGAAGAUUUGAAUUUAUUUCUCAACUCGUUGAAGGUGCUCCUCUACUCAAGACUGGAAAGCGUAAUCCUUGCAGUGGCUAGAGCAGUGUACUUUUUGGCGCCGCCUCUGACUUUCAAAGACUUCCAGUUGAGCCAACCGCUUGUACGAAUUGCAUCUACUUCUCGUGAUAGCCAAAUCUCCCUCUUUGCUCUACAGAUAAUCUCGAGUAUCAGCUGGAAGGACCAGUCUAUUUUCGUAAACAAUGUAAAGAACUUCUACGUUUAUCCUUCCGACCUGUUUGAGGUAGCCAGCAGCAAGCUAGAUAUUCUCGCAUCAUUGGCACAAGAAAAAAAUAUCAAGUACAUCUUGGAAGAGUUGAAGUAUUACACUUUAUCGUCGAGAAAUAGCGACAUCGCCCGGGAAGCCAUAAUAUCUAUAGGCAGAUGUUCACAGCUUUCCCCAGAAUGGAACAGGAAAAUUCUUAGAUGGUGCUUGAAACAAAUACAAAAGACAACAGGUUCCAUUUUGAACGAGUUGCUUACCGUGGUGAGAUACUUAAUUCAGCAAAAAAACAGCUUCACCCUUAACGUAGCAAACGAGAGAGACGAGAUCAUCAAUACGACAUACCAGUUGUCGUUGAUUCUACGCGACAGCAGCUUGAACUUAGAAAGUGAUGCCAAAGCAAGCAUAGUCUGGAUUAUAGGUGAAUUCACAGGGGUGGCAGAAAAUGCCAUUGGACCAGAUGUAUUAAGACAUCUAAUCAAAGGCUUUUCCAAGGAAGAAGAAACUACAAGAUACCAGAUAUUAAUGCUUGCGGCUAAAGUCGCUUCUUACGAAGUCAAAAGAAUUAAAACUGAAGCUGGAGAUGACGAAGACAUAUACAAUCAACGCCUUGGAAAUAGCAUUAACUAUAAAAUGUUUCAGCACGCUUUACAUUUAGCCAAAUAUGACAAUUCCUACGACACAAGGGACAGAGCACGAAUGUUGAAUAUCUUAUUAAAUUCAAGCAGCUCGAUGUCGGAAUUGGCCACAUUAUUUUUGCAAGUACCAAAGCCAGUACCUGUAGUCGGUUCUAAGAAGGAUGCUUCUCUUGUUCAAGCCAGGGCAUUGGAAGAAUAUCUCGCCAUAAGAGAUUGGUCUGAAGCUGAUACCCUUCCUAAGGCAGAUAUCAGAAAAGAGGCAAAAGUGAUUUUCAAUAGUCUCGGUGGCGCCGGAAUAUCGUCCUUCUCAAGUGUAGAAAAGUCGCCCACGCCUCCUCAGAUGCCGACCAGUCGUUCAAUCUCUUCAGAAUCUUAUCUUAAUUCUCGUGUCCCAGAGAAGAAGCAAACUUAUCACUUGCAAAGUUUAGACGAUUUCUUUGGUAAUGACGAAUCAGAAGAAAGUUCCAGCGAGGAUGAGGAGGACGACGAAGAGGAAGAGGAAGACGAGGACGAGGACGAGGAUGAGAACGAGGACAACGAAGAAGACGACGAUGAAGACGACGAAGAGGACGAUGAAGAAGUCUCAUCUUCGGACGAAGAACAGGAUUCACAUGAACUGGACAAUUAUGCCUCCGACUCAGACACUAAGCGAGCAUUACUUUCUAAGGAAUAAGUACGAAAGUAAGGAACGAGAGUUUACCGAUAUUUUCUACUCUAGGUUAGAAAUAUAAGGUAAUAAUAAUAUACAAUGGGGCUUAUCCCUCGUCAAUGUGAAUUAUCACACACAGAGGAAAGAACCGAAUAAUACCU